This is a messenger RNA of Empidonax traillii (willow flycatcher), 3360 nucleotides long. RefSeq names its product mucin-5AC-like. Gene Ontology annotation, cellular component: extracellular matrix. Gene Ontology annotation, molecular function: protein binding. The record is from RefSeq and is a predicted model, not a curated record. NCBI's taxonomy places the organism in Eukaryota, Metazoa, Chordata, Aves, Passeriformes, Tyrannidae. The transcript has 25 exons. The annotation marks the transcript as partial.
AUGGGCAGAGGUGGUGGAACUCGAAUACCACUAUGGAUAUCAAUACUAGCACUUGUCUUCAUACAGAUCAAAGCUUUCAAAUCCCAAGAUGUGACAAUCAUUCCACCUUUUCAAAACACACUGAAAGUAAAGGCUGGCAAUCCCUUCCACAAUGGCCGCGUAUGCAGCACCUGGGGUAACUUCCACUUCAAAACCUUUGAUGGGGACAUCUUUUACUUCCCUGGAGCCUGCAAUUACAUCUUUGCAUCCAACUGCAAGUCUUCCUAUGAGGACUUCAACAUCCAGAUUAGGCGUACAAUGGAGGAAAAUGCUACCGUGAUCACUCACGUCAUCAUGAAGCUGGAAGGAGCAGUGAUUGAACUGACCCGUGGCUCUGUCAAGCUAGAUAACAAAUUGGUUCAGAUGCCUUACAGCCAUAUGGGAGUCUUGAUAGAGAGAAGUAACAACUAUUUGAAAGUUUCUGCCAAGUUAGGACUGACCUUCCUUUGGAAUGAACAGGAUGCCCUCCUGGUGGAACUAGAUAAGAAAUAUGCCAAUCAGACUUGUGGACUUUGUGGGGACUUCAAUGGAAUUCCAGUUAAUGAUGAAUUUAUUUCAGGGAAGACCAAACUAACUCCCAUACAGUUUGGUAAUAGGCAGAAGAUGGAUGGACCCACAGAGCAGUGUGAUGAUCCUAUUCCUUCUACUGUUCAGACGAACUGCUCAGCAGAAUUUGCCUCUAUCUGUGAGACAGUAUUAACCAGUAAAGCAUUUACAAGUUGCAACAUGCUUGUCAAUGUUCAGGACUACAUCGAAACUUGCAUACAAGAUCUGUGCCACUGUGAUAGUUCUAUGGCUGACUUCUGCAUGUGUAACACUUUUGCCGAAUACUCCCGUCAGUGUGCUCAUGCAGGAGGACAGCCUCUGAACUGGAGAACCUCAGAACUGUGUCCCAAAUCAUGUCCGUUCAACAUGCAAUACCACGAGUGUGGCUCUCCCUGCUCUGACACGUGCAGCAACCCGGAACGAUCUGCACUUUGUGAAGACCAUUGUACUGAUGGCUGCGUCUGUCCUCCAGGAAUGGUAUUUGACGACGUUAAUGGUGCUGGCUGCAUUCCCCGAAGAGAAUGCCACUGUACCUAUGAAGGGGAAACUUAUGCUCCUGGUGCCUCCUUCUCAUCUAAAUGCAGAACAUGUACCUGUGUUGGAGGUGAAUGGUCUUGUGUCACUCAGUCGUGCCCUGGGACCUGCAGUAUUGAAGGAGGCUCCCACAUUUCAACAUUUGAUGAGAAAUACUACUCUUUCUUUGGAGACUGUAGCUAUGUCCUAACCAAGCUCUGUGACAGCAAUGAAUUUACGGUUCUGGGAGAUAUCCACAAGUGUGGCCUGACUGACACUGAGACGUGCCUGAAGGGUAUAGCCAUCAGCCUGAGUGGAGGACAAACUAACAUUGUGAUUCAACCUUCUGGAAGUGUAUUUGUGAAUAUGAUCUACACACAGCUGCCAUUCUCAGCAGCAAAUGUCACCAUCUUCAGACCUUCAUCUUUCUUCAUCAUUCUGCAAACAACCUUUGGUCUUCAGCUACAGGUUCAACUUGUGCCUUUCAUGCAACUUUUUAUAGACUUAGACCCAUCACAUAAGGGGCAGACCUGUGGUCUCUGUGGAAACUUCAAUGACAUGCAGACAGAUGAUUUCAAAACCACCAGUGGUGUAAUAGAGGGUACUUCAGCUGCCUUUGGAAAUACUUGGAAAACUCGGGCUGACUGUCCUGAUGCCAAAAAUACCUUUGAGAACCCCUGUACUGUCAGCAUACAAAAUGAUCAGUAUGCUCAGCACUGGUGUGGACUGCUCUCUGAUCCUAUGGGACCUUUUGCUGAAUGUCACUCAACAGUGAAUCCAGAAGUUUACCAGAAGAACUGCAUGUUUGACACAUGUAACUGUGAGAAGAGUGAGGACUGCAUGUGUGCUGCCCUUUCCAGCUAUGUCAGAGCCUGUGCUGUUAAAGGCGUUCUGCUCCCUGGAUGGAGAAACAAAGCCUGCACAAAAUACACCACCUUGUGUCCAAAAUCUUUGAAGUACACUUACAAUGUCGAUACCUGUCAACCCACCUGCCGGUCUCUGAGUGAGCCUGAUGUCACAUGCAGCAUCAAGUUUGUCCCAGUUGAUGGCUGCACCUGCAUAAAUGGAACAUACCUGGAUGAAACUGGCAAAUGUGUGCCUGCUUCUAGCUGUCCUUGUUACUACAAAGGAAUGCCUUUGUCUUCUGGAGAAGUUAUUCACGAUAAUGGUGUUGUCUGCACUUGCACCUAUGGAAAGCUGAGCUGCAUUGGAGAGAAACCUGAACCAGUCUGUGUACCUCCCAUGGUUUACAUUGACUGUGGUAACGCCACUGCAGAUGUGGUAGGAGCAGGAUGCCAGAAGAGCUGCCAGACUCUAGAUAUGGAAUGUUACAGAACUCACUGCGUCUCUGGCUGUGUAUGUCCUCAUGAUCAAGUGUCAGAUGGCAAAGGAGGCUGUAUAGCUCCAGAAGACUGUCCAUGUGUUCACAAUGGGAAUUUCUACAGUCCAGGAGAAUCAAUCAGAGUUGGCUGUAACAACUGCACGUGUAGAAACAGAAAAUGGCAUUGCUCUGAGGAACCCUGCCUGGAAACGUGUUCUGUUUAUGGAGAUGGGCAUUACACCACCUUUGAUGGCAAACGCUUUGAUUUUGAAGGAGACUGUGAAUAUGUUCUGAUCCAGAACUACUGUGGUCAACAAGCUAUGAAUCAGGGAACCUUCAGAGUCAUCACUGAGAACAUUCCAUGUGGCACUACAGGAACCACUUGCUCUAAGUCUAUUAAAGUUUUCUUGGGGAACUAUGAGCUGGUACUCAGUGAUGGACACUCUGAUGUCAUCCAGAGGACACCUGGAGGAAAAAUGCCAUUCCAAAUCCGUUCCAUGGGUAUCUACCUGGUAGUUGACACUACUGCUGGUCUGAUACUCAUGUGGGACAAGAAGACCAGUAUAUUCAUCAAACUUAGUCCCAGCUUUCAGGGACAUGUUUGUGGACUUUGUGGAAACUAUGAUGGCAAUGGAAAUAAUGACUUCACUACUCGCAGUCAGUCUGUGGUAGGAAAUGUGCUGGAGUUUGCCAAUAGCUGGAAAGUGUCUUCUAGUUGCCCAAAUGCCAAUCGUACAAAGGAUCCCUGCACUGCAAACCCAUACAGAAAAGCCUGGGCACAGAAGCAAUGCAGCAUUAUUACCAGUGAAGUGUUUGCAAAGUGUCACUCCCAGGUUGAACCAAAUGAAUAUUAUCAAGCAUGUGUGGAUGAUGCUUGUGCCUGCGACACUGGAGGAGACUGUGAAUGUUUCUGUACAGCAGUAGCUGCCUAUGCUCAAGCA